Molecule: messenger RNA, 675 nt
Organism: Nestor notabilis (Kea)
Lineage: Eukaryota; Metazoa; Chordata; Aves; Psittaciformes; Psittacidae
Gene: SLC39A11
Product: solute carrier family 39, member 11
Exons: 6
Coding region: 1-675 (224 amino acids)
Biological process (GO): zinc ion transmembrane transport
Cellular component (GO): membrane
Molecular function (GO): zinc ion transmembrane transporter activity
Source: RefSeq, a predicted model, not a curated record
AUGAUCCCGGGGCACGGGCCGGUGCUGCAGGCGGUGCUGGGCACGUUCCUCACCUGGGGGCUGACGGCGGCUGGUUCCGCGCUGGUGUUCGUGUUCUCCAGCGGGCAGAGGCGGAUCCUCGAUGGGAGCUUAGGCUUUGCCGCGGGGGUCAUGCUGGCUGCUUCCUACUGGUCCCUCCUGGCCCCGGCUAUCGACAUGGCCGAGGAGUCCGGCAGCUUCGGAGCCUUCGCCUUCUUCCCGGUGGCCCUGGGCUUUGCUCUGGGAGCAGCUUUCGUGUACUUCGCCGACCUGCUCAUCCCAGCACUGGGUUUCAGCGGGGCUCCCCACGCAGCGUUUGCCUUGAGCUUCGACCAACGAGCGAUGAAAGAGAAGUAUGAGCACGAACCUGCCCAUCAGCUGGUCUACGAGAGCGAGUUGUCCAUCCGGAUAGACAAAGGUGAGAACGGGGAACCCUACCAGAGGAGGAAGGGUGCAGGGGCCACCCUGCCGGACACCCCCCCGGCGUUCCCUAUGGCCAGGGACGGGGCCCCCGCGCCCGGCAGCAGCAGCUGGAGGCGGAUUAUGCUCAUGAUCCUCGCUAUCACCAUCCACAACAUUCCAGAGGGCCUGGCGGUGGGAGUUGGAUUUGGAGCUAUUGGAAAAUCUGCAUCUGCGACCUUCCAAAGCGCCAGGUAA